GGCCCGGCGCGGGGCCGGGGCCGCCCGCGCUCCUCCUCGGCCGCCGGGACGCGCCAUCGGCAGCGGCUCCUCCUGAAAGGUUUGUCCGUGUGGCAGCCGGGGACCCCCGAGGGAUCCACCCGGGACCCCCCGAGGAUCCACCCCGGGACCCCCCCGAGGAUCCACCCCGGGACCCCCCCGAGGAUCCAUCCCGGGACCCCCAAGGGAUCCACCUCGGGACCCCCCGAGGAUCCGCCCGGGCUGCCCGAGGAGAGGCCGGUUGUGAUCCCGGUGCGGGGAUGGCAGCGCCGCUCUGAGCACGGCGAGGGACCCCCGGGAGCGCAGCGGAGACCCCCCGUCCCCAGCUGAGCCCGACCGGGGCUGGUGCGGGUCCAUCCCACGGGAGCGCUCCUGGCAGGCUUGGAGGGGCGAGGAUGGCUCAGGAGACGAACCAGACCCAGGUGCCCCUGCUGUGCACCACGGGCUGCGGGUUCUAUGGCAGCCCCCGGACCAACGGGAUGUGCUCCGUGUGCUACAAGGAGUUCCUGCAGAGGCAGCAGAGCAGUGACCGGAUAAGCCCCCCAGCUCCCAGUGGUCCCAGCAGCAGCCCCAUGGCUUCUGAAGCAAUUGCAGAGGGAGACUCCACACCUGAGGAUGCAAAAGCCAGUGCUCAGACUCCUGUGACCCAUCAGAUGACGGCCAUGAGCAUAUCCAGAGAGGAAACCAGCACUGAGACAGAGGAGUUCAGCAAGACAGAAGAAGCCUCAUCAGCAUCUUCCUCGUCAGGUACCCUGCUUGAGAUAUCCCAGAACACAGCUGAGGGCAGGGCCCCUGUGGAGAAACCCAAACCCAAGAAGAAUCGCUGCUUCACCUGCCGGAAGAAGAUAGGGCUGACUGGCUUCGACUGCCGCUGCGGGAACCUGUUCUGUGCCAUCCACCGGUACUCCGACAUGCACGCCUGCCCCUACGACUACAAGGCAGAGGCUGCCGAGAAGAUCCGCAAGGAAAACCCCAUCGUUAUCGCCGAGAAGAUCCAGAAGUUGUGAAGGGGGCCUGAGCAGCUCGAACUGCAGCCAGCAGGGCGGCCUGGUGCUCCUCCCCUUCCUCCCAGCCUCCCUCCUCCUCCUCCCCUCCUCCUCCCGGCCCCAGCGGUGGUGCGAGGGUGACUCCGGCAGCGCACACGGACCGGCACCGGGACACGGGGGCUCCUCGCACCUCCUGGGCAGUCAGUCGGUGUUCCUCCUCUCCCUUCCUGCCUGUCCGACAGCCACAGCUCAGCCGAUGUGUUCUCAACCAGCUUCCCAAAGGAAAAGGGGCCGUCCUGCCCCGCUGCUCCAGUGCUAAAGACCUUGGGACUUGCCUCUCUCCCGGCACUCUGCGUGGUGUGAGCAUCUGGGCUUUCCCGGCAGCUCCGAGUCCCGUGAGCCGCCCAGGACUGGUGGCCAGAGUCCCUGAGCAGCCUCUGGACUUUGUUCCCUCUGCCCCACCUCCUGCAAUCCCGGGAGCUGGGGGAUCCCGGCAGCCAGGCUGCCGUCUGCUCCCCGGGAGGUGUUUGGGCUCUGAUGCAGCAAAGUUGAUUCCGUGGUUCUGACGCCCCAAAUCCCCCUCCCCACCCUGUGUUGGAGAAGCCCUGAAGGGACUGAGCAGCAGGGCUGGCACAGGGGAGUUAUUUCGUGGCUUGGAGCGACGUGGGCAGGGCAGGACCUUUGGGAAGGUGCCUCUCUCCACAGGGAGGGAGCCAGGGACACCCCUGCUCCAGCCUCCCGUGCUCCAACACCCCUGGAGAACCUCGGCCGCUCCCCCAGCAAGGUUUGUGUCCCCUCUCUCCCCUCCCCUCUCUCCGCUCUCCCUGCCUUCUGCCUUACACGAGUCGCUCUCAUCAGGGUUGUGCACAAAGCUCAGGUCCCCACACCUCUGCUUCUGGACCUGUCCCUGCCCCCAGGUGACAGCGGGGUCCCCUCCUCCCCCGGGGGCAGCUCAGGGAGCCCACCCAGCUGCCCUCUCUCCUGCCUCCUCCUCCCUCCCUCAUGCUCCAAAAGCCACACAGAGGGAACUGGGCACAGGGAAAGGCACGUGGAGGGGCUGCAGGGCACGGGAACAGUCACGAGGGUGGUCCCGGGGAGGCCCAGGCAGGGGCUCAGAAACGCCCAUGGAGAGCCCCAGGGAGCAAGGAGAGGUGCUUGGAGAGCUCUGGGCCCACUGAGAGAGUUCCCUGGACUGGUGGAUGACUCAUGGAGGGCUCUGGGGUGCCAGGGAAGGCAGAGGGGGAGCUUUGGGGUACAGCGAACACGCUCAGAGGACUCGAGCACCCCAAAAAGCACCUGAAGGGCUCUGGGGUGCCCACACUGGCACACAUGUAGGGAGGUUUAGGGAAAGCCAAAUGCCAGCUUGGCAUCAGCCCACAAGGAACUUCUGGAGGGCUCUGGGGCUGCUGGGAAGACACAAGGCUCAGGGAUGCAGCACGAGGUGGGGCAGCGGCUCCUGGGGCACAGCAACAGCCACCUCCACACCCGGGGGCUUCCUGGGAACACCGGGAGCAGGGAAGCAGCUGUGGGGCUCUGGUGUUCCAAGCAGAGGACCCUUCAUGUGUCCCAGGGGACAAGCAGCAACUCUGCCCCACUGCUGGCUGUGCCACCCUUGGGAAGUGUCUGCCUGGGUGUUGGAGAGCAGAGCCCCAGGGAGCAGCAGGGGGAGGAUCAUGGCCAAUCCUUCCUUCCAAGUGCUGUUUUCCUGCCUUUCUCGUGGCAGUUGUGGCAGGGAUCCUUCAGCAAGGGGGGAUCCUUCAGCAAGGGGGGAUCCUCCUGAGUGUUGGGUUUCCCAGUGUGAUCCAGCCAGAGCAGUGUGUGCUCUGUGGGCACUGCCAUCCUGCAGUGUUACCAGGAGGGCCCCGACCUCCAAAACUCAUGCAAACCCCCCUCCAGCACAGAGAGGAGCGAGGCUGCCCCUUGCCAGCCUUUCCCUCAGGUUUUUGCUCCUGGAUAAUGUGGACAUUAUGUCCAGAGCAUGCCAGUGGCUGCAGGUGUUACCCCUGGACACCCCUGGGCUGGGUUUGCUGUUGAGGAUGAUCCAUGGCUCUCAGGGGAAGCAGGAAUUGCAGCCAGCCCUUGCCUUGUGUUCUCCCGAGGGCCACGAGCUCCAGGGAGGUGCAGCAGCUCCCAUGGAUCCGGCGGGAAAGCCCACAGCCACCUUCCAGCUUCUCCACCACCCACCUUCUCCCUGUUUUUCCCUCCCUCUCCAUGAGUGUAAAUACAACACAGUCUAGUUUGCUUGGA
Chiroxiphia lanceolata (lance-tailed manakin) is the source of this 3251-nucleotide messenger RNA. Its product is annotated as AN1-type zinc finger protein 5-like. The coding region runs from base 414 to 1025 and encodes 203 amino acids. The record is from RefSeq and is a predicted model, not a curated record. NCBI's taxonomy places the organism in Eukaryota, Metazoa, Chordata, Aves, Passeriformes, Pipridae. The transcript has 7 exons. Gene Ontology annotation, molecular function: DNA binding; zinc ion binding.